AUGGCCCCUCGCUCAUGGGCCCAGAUCGCUGCCACGGGCACAACGCCCAGCCCCAGUCCUCUGCGCCAAGAGGUCUUGGUCAACCAGCAACCCCCUCCGCAUCCGGCUCCCCCUCUGCCCUCUGCCGCCGACUUCCCAUCCCUCACGGGAUACACUGGGGAGGAGGUGAAGGAGGGGGAGGGGCAGGAUCUUGCGGCCUCACGGGCUGAAAGCCCUUGCCCUUCUUCUUCUUCUUCUUUUGGCCCCGUCUCGGUGGUGGGAGGAGCGGAGGAAUUUGGUGUUGCCUCUUCCCUUUUGAGGGAGAGCAAUUACCCAUCUUCCUCUUCUCCUCCAACUAUCACGAUCCUCAAGCGUGAUACUACUACCACCUCCUCCUCCAUUGCCGACAACACCGCCGAGAUGGUCAACCAGAAGCGACAAGAAAAGCUCGCUGCGAAGAAGGCGGCGGAGGACGCAGCUCGUCAGUGGUUGCUACCGCAGAUUCCGGCCAUUUCGGUGGUCGGAGGGUCUUCAACCGCAGCUCCUGACGUGGCUGCUGAUCCUGCCGUCAUCGACGCGGCCGACGUUCCUCUCCCGGCGGACGAGGGGAAGGAAGAGAAGGGGAAGGGACCGGCAAUCCCGACCGCGACCGAAGAAGAGGUGGCUGUCGCCUGGUCCGAGGCUUCGGCUAAGGACGAGGCGCUCAGAAGAGCCAUGAUCGCCUCGCUCGAGCGAGACCACCGCGCUGGGCUCCUCCUGAAAAGAGAGACCCAUAACUUGUUCCUCCAUGUCCGUGAGGGCACGGUGAUCGGAUGUCAUCGCGACAUCGUUACCUCCGAGGCCACCAGAUUGGCGGGGCUCCUUUCUCCUGCCGACGAGGACGGCAAGACCCACCUCGACCUGAGCGACUGCGCGAUGGCGUACCUCAGCCCGGUCAUCUUCUUCAUCUACAACGGUGAUCUCCCCGGCCACAGAAUCAACCGGGAUUGUAUCUGGGACACCCGUCCUGUCAUCAACAACGUCAUGUUCUAUGGCCCGGCGUACCGCUUCGGCGUCUCGUCAAUGCUCAAGAGCCAGCUUGACAACAUGGAGGAGGCGUACGAGAUGUACCGCGUCGCGUUCGGCGGCCGGUACUUCUACUACCAGAUCAAAGAGUUCAAUAAGAUGGCUGGAUUCGAGGUUCCCUUCCGGAUGGCGCUUAUCCAUCUGUACCUCGACAACCCCCUCAACGAGGAGCUCAAGCCCAUGAAAGUGGCUUUUGCCAAGGUGGCGACCGUCGUGCUCCCCUUUCUGCGCCGCCAGCCUAGCUUCAAUCCGCUGACUCAGAGUCUCUGGGAGGGCCUUCCGUUCCCCUGGCGUUCCGAGUGGGAGGAGUUCUACUACGAGGGUCUGCUUCCCGACUUCCCCAAGAUCUUUGACGAGAACAUGGAGUGGGUUGAGGAGAAGAUGAAUGAGAGCCACUUCUUCUACGAAGAGCCCAUUAACCCUGCCGGUCCUUCCUCGCGUCCUGCCUUGUCUGGUCCCGCGAUGGUUCCGUUCUAUCAGGAGUCCGUCGAUGAGAUGUGCCGUCGUCUUUCUGGCUUUGGCAUCGAUCCCGGCUACCCGUUCACUGGCUAA
This is a messenger RNA of Colletotrichum paranaense, 1596 nucleotides long. RefSeq lists its product as uncharacterized. The record is from RefSeq and is a predicted model, not a curated record. Bases 1 to 1596 code for a protein of 531 amino acids. The transcript has 4 exons. Lineage: Eukaryota; Fungi; Ascomycota; Sordariomycetes; Glomerellales; Glomerellaceae.